AUGACGCCCACACCAACAAUCAAGGACCGCCUGGCCAAGGCUGUCGGCUACGACUCGGACGAUCGAGACGACGAUGUUCCUUCAAUUUCCAAUGCCGACCUCUUUAUCGAGCAUGAACCAACUGUCGGCGAGUUCCUUGCCGAAAUCACGCCAACGUUCAAAGGCGUUGUGAAUUAUGUGGCCAACCUGUUUCCGUUUGUUCAUUGGAUCGGCAAGUACAAUCUGACUUGGUUGAUUGGGGAUCUUGUUGCAGGUAUUACGGUUGGCGCUGUUGUCGUUCCGCAAGGAAUGGCAUACGCCCAGCUCGCCCAGCUUGAUGUCGAAUAUGGGUUGUACACGUCAUUCAUGGGUGUUUUGAUCUAUUGGUUCUUUGCUACUUCCAAGGAUAUUACCAUUGGUCCUGUCGCGGUUAUGUCUCAGGUUACAGGAAACAUUGUUCUCAAAGCCAAAGAUGAACUGCCCGACGUUCCUGGCCACGUUGUGGCAUCUGCCCUCGCUAUUAUCACCGGUGCUAUUAUUCUGUUCCUCGGACUGGCCCGCCUGGGCUGGCUUGUCGAGUUCAUCUCGCUCCCAGCUAUUUGCGCAUUCAUGACUGGAUCUGCUAUCAACAUCAUCUCCGGGCAGGUGCCUAAACUGAUGGGAAUCAGUGGCGUCAAUACCCGUGAUGCACCAUAUAUGGUCAUUAUCAAUACCUUGAAGGCCUUGCCCAAGACCCAAUUGGACGCGGCUCUUGGCCUGACUGCCCUUCUCAUGUUGUACCUCAUUCGGGGAUUCUGCUCCUUCAUGUCCAAGAAGCAACCUCAUCGUGCAAAGACAUACUUUUUUCUCUCGACACUCCGCACCGUCUUUGUUAUUCUGUUGUACACCGCGAUCAGUGCUGGUGUCAAUGUCAGCCAUAAGAAGAAGCCGAGUUUUAGUCUUAUCAAGGAUGUGCCUCGAGGUUUUCAACAUGCUGCUGUUCCGGAAGUGAACACGUCAAUCAUCAAAGCCUUCGCCUCUGAGAUUCCGGCCGCUGUCAUCGUCAUGCUCAUUGAACACAUCUCUAUCUCCAAGUCUUUUGGCCGAAUCAACAACUACGUCAUUGACCCGUCUCAGGAGCUUGUCGCCAUCGGCGUUACCAAUGUCCUUGCCCCAUUCCUUGGAGCGUAUCCUGCUACCGGAUCUUUCUCUAGAACCGCUAUCAAGUCCAAAGCUGGUGUUCGAACUCCUUUCGCCGGUGUUAUUACUGCGAUUGUCGUUUUGCUGGCUCUGUAUGCUUUGCCUGCUGUGUUCUAUUACAUCCCUAACGCUGCUUUGGCUGCUGUCAUCAUCCACGCUGUGGGUGAUGUCAUCACACCCCCAAAAGUCAUCUUUCAAUUUUGGAGAGUCGCGCCGUUGGAGGUGCCCAUUUUUCUGGCGGGUGUCUUGGUGACGGUGUUCAGCACCAUUGAAAAUGGUAUUUAUACUACAAUGGGCGUCUCUGCUGCUGUCCUGGUGUGGCGCCUGUUUUUGAGCAGGGGCAGGAUGCUUGGAGUGGCUCGUAUCCGCACUGCGAGAGCCAACCAGAAACUUGGAGAGAAGCAAGCUGGUGAUUCAACGGUUGCAGAGGAAUCCAACGAGUCUCUGCGGAAAGGAUUCUUGCCUCUUGACCAUGAGGACGGAUCUAAUCCGAGGGUGGUUGUUCAGAGCCCUUACCCUGGCGUCUAUAUCUACAGAUUUGCGGAAGGCUUCAACUAUCCCAACGCGAGUCGGUACCUCAAUCAUCUUACCGAAGUUAUCUUUGCGGAAACCAGGCGAACAGAUCCCGGUCUUCUGGGUAAACUAGGGGACCGAGCCUGGAAUGACAGGACGCCACGAAACCUGGACACUACGAAGGCUGACACCCGGCCGACGUUGAAAGCCAUCAUCCUCGACUUUUCCUCGGUCAACAACAUUGAUGUCACUGCUGCGCAGUCCUUGAUCGACGUGCGAAACCAACUGGAUCGCUAUGCUGCACCCGGCACUGUCGACUGGCACUUUGCUAACAUUGAGAACCGCUGGACAAAGCGGGCACUUGCAGCAGCAGGUUUCGGAUACCGGUCACCAAAGCCCGGGCCUGGCGAAGGACCAGGACAUUGGAAGACCAUCUUCAGCAUUGCAGAUCUUGGUGGUUCAGACAGCGCUGCCAAGGCGGCUGAGGCGGCUGAGAUUGGGGAUAAGAAGUCUGUGCGAGAGUACGACAUUGAACAAGCUGGAUCGGAUUCAUCACGAUUGUCAGACAAGGACGUGCCUAGAAACCCUGGUAGUGCACAGUUGGUGGCAAUUCAGGGACUGAACAGGCCGUAUUUCCAUUUUGAUUUACAAGAAGCGGUAGAGUCGGCGAUUGCGAACUCGGAGCAGAAGGGAUAA
Molecule: messenger RNA, 2367 nt
Organism: Pochonia chlamydosporia 170
Lineage: Eukaryota; Fungi; Ascomycota; Sordariomycetes; Hypocreales; Clavicipitaceae
Product: sulfate permease
Exons: 5
Coding region: 1-2367 (788 amino acids)
Biological process (GO): transmembrane transport
Cellular component (GO): membrane
Molecular function (GO): secondary active sulfate transmembrane transporter activity
Source: RefSeq, a predicted model, not a curated record